AUGGUUAUGUGUUCUACGGAGUGCAAGAUGUGUACUGAUAUAAAGCGUAAAGAAAACAGGGUUACCUUAACUUGUGACCAAAUACGCGAAUUUGUGGAUGGUCAUAACACGCGUCGUUUAAAAGUUGCACAGGGGUUAGUGCCUGGGCAACCUGCAGCGUCGGAUAUGCAGUUUAUGGUAUGGGAUGAAGAACUUGAAGAAAAGGCAAGCGAGUGGGCAGAUAAAGGAGUAUUCGCACAUAACCCAGACAAAUAUGUAGAAUAUAAAAAUUAUAAUUUUGUGCCUUUCUAUUUGGACUCUGUUAAUCAAUUUCGUCACUAUACACAGAUGGUUUGGUCUAGCACUAAUCGUAUCGGUUGCGGCGUUUCACAGAUAAAGGACAAUAACUGCACAAAAACGCUGUUCGUUUGUGACUAUGGUCCAACCGGAAAUUAUUUUGAACAAAAACCGUACAACUUCAAUCAGCGAGCAACAAACAUACUUCGAUGCAGCGAUGGCUGCUGCAGUAGACCUUAUGGAUCAAAUUGUUAA
Messenger RNA from Parnassius apollo (apollo), 531 nucleotides. The record is from the annotation of a GenBank genome assembly. Lineage: Eukaryota; Metazoa; Arthropoda; Insecta; Lepidoptera; Papilionidae.